Messenger RNA from Sinocyclocheilus anshuiensis, 4365 nucleotides. RefSeq names its product kinesin-like protein KIF19. Gene Ontology annotation, biological process: microtubule-based movement. The transcript is spliced from 20 exons. The record is from RefSeq and is a predicted model, not a curated record. Lineage: Eukaryota; Metazoa; Chordata; Actinopteri; Cypriniformes; Cyprinidae. Bases 340 to 3378 code for a protein of 1012 amino acids. Gene Ontology annotation, molecular function: microtubule binding; microtubule motor activity; ATP binding.
GCAUCAGCGGCGGUGAAGGACGCGUCUCAGUGCGCACUGCACUGCUCAUCUCUAGGGACAUCACAAACACAACACACUCACUCACUCACUCACUCACUCACGGGUGUACUGUGGGUGGAGAAACACGCAUCCCGCUCAGACAUGGACCUGGAGGAGUUCACGGGCGUUUAAGAGACGCUCGCUACCAGUGUGUGAUCGCUCAGUGUGUUUUAGAAUCUUAGAGACAGAAGCGCAGGUGAAUUGCUCCGUGAAUCAUGACCGUGCGGCGUCUGUUGUGCUCUCUUCACGCGCAUGUUUUAGUUUACUAAUAGCCGUGAAAGCGUCCCGCAAAACAUCACGAUGAAGGACACUGGAGAAUCAAAGGAUCAUCAACUGACUGUGGCUCUGCGGAUUCGGCCAUUGAGUGAUGCUGAACUGGAGGAAGGAGCCACUAUUAUAGCCCACAAAUUGGAUGACCAGAUGGUGGUGUUGAUGGACCCUAUGGAGGAUCCAGAUGAUAUUCUUCGAGCUCAUCGAUCCAGAGAGAAGACUUACAUGUUUGAUGUGGCCUUCGAUUAUUCAGCCACGCAGGAUGAGGUGUACAGAUCCACCACUAAAUGCUUGAUUGAAGGUCUCAUAUCAGGGUACAAUGCCACUGUUUUCGCCUACGGACCCACAGGUUGUGGGAAGACUUACACUAUGCUGGGAACGGACCGAGAACCUGGUAUCUACGUUCGCACAUUAAACGACCUAUUCAAAGCCAUUGAAGAAACCAGCGAUGACAUGCAGUACAAUGUCUCAAUGUCCUACUUGGAGAUCUAUAACGAGAUGAUAAGAGACCUGCUGAAUCCAUCAUCUGGGUUUCUGGACUUGAGAGAGGACUCGAAGGGAGAAAUUCAGGUCGCAGGAAUCACAGAGGUCUCCACCAUUAAUGCACGAGAGGUCAUGGAGUUGUUAAUGAAAGGAAACAAGCAGAGAACUCAAGAGCCGACAGCAGCCAAUCAGACGUCUUCUCGCUCUCACGCUGUGCUGCAGGUGGGCGUGCGGCAACAGAGUCGAUGUCGAGACAUCCUGCAGGAAGUGCGAUUCGCACGUCUCUUCAUGAUCGAUCUGGCAGGGUCUGAACGGGCUUCACAGACGCAGAACAGAGGUCAGAGGUUAAAAGAGGGAGCUCAUAUCAACCGCUCUCUGCUCGCACUGGGGAACUGCAUCAAUGCUUUGAGCGAAAAGAAUGGCAACAAAUACGUCAACUAUAGAGACAGCAAGCUCACGCGAUUGCUCAAGGAUUCUCUAGGAGGAAACAGUCGGACGGUGAUGAUUGCCCAUAUAAGCCCUGCAUCUCUAGCCUUCGAGGAUUCACGGAAUACCUUGACUUAUGCCGACCGUGCCAAAAGCAUCCGCACACGGGUUAAGAGAAAUCUGUUGAAUGUGUCCUAUCACAUCGCCCAGUACACCAGCAUCAUCUCUGACCUGCGUAGCGAGAUUCAGCGGCUGAAGAAAAAGAUCGCAGACCAGGCCAGCAAACAGCUCAAUCCGGACAGAACAGACAUCCGCCAUGUUCAAGCGGAGGUGCAGGCUCACUCUUCUCAGCAGAGCCGGGCUGAGAUGGACCAACUGUGGGAGCAGCUGAUCGAUGCGUUUAGACAGCAGAUGGACAUCAGGAAGCGUCUUAUGGAGCUGGACAACAGCAACAUGGAAAUCCAGAUAGACACAUCCAAACACCUGCUGACAAUCGCAGACUGGGAGCAAGAACGCUUCAGGAGAAGAAAGAAGUGGCAGGGCGAGAGGAGGAAGGAGAGUUUUAAUAAGGAUGAAAGUGAGAAAGACUCAGACUCACCAGAAUCUUUGCCUGACAGCACAGAGACACAAGAGGUGGCCAUUGCCAGAGAUAACCUCGUCACGCUCAUGGCUGAGCAGAAGAAAAUACAAAAACAGAAGGCUGGAUUAGAGCAGCGCCUGGCAGAGCUCAGAGAGAAAGCACGCCGUCUUGAAGAGCUUCUCCCCCACCGCGUGAGCUCAGAGGAGCAGAGGGAAGUGCUUUGCCUCCUCUGCAAGGUUCACGAGCUGGAGAUCGAGAAUGCAGAGAUGCAGUCCAGCGCGCUGCUCAAGGACAACGUGAUCCGACAGAAAAACGUGGUAGUGCAGCGUUUCGAACAGCACAGACACCUCUGCCAUGAGAUCAUCCAGCAGCAGCGGAAAUUUAUUGCUGAUCACAGUCUCCUGGUUCCUCCUCACCUUCAAGAGCUUUAUGAGAUGUACAUGAAGGAAAUGGAUGAGAAGAACUUGGACAGAGUCGUGGCCCUGGAUAAGUUCACCAUUCGUACUUUUAAGGACGGUUCCCUGCCCAAGAUCACCCUCCCCAGUAGAGGUCGUGACCCCUUGCAAGAGAUGGAUUCAGACCAAGAGAGUGUUCACACACUGGGUUCAGACAACAGGGAAGGGCGGACGAAAUUGAGGAGACACACGCUGCCUCCGAUUCUCCCAGAGCCUGAUGGAGACCGAGUGUUUAAGAGUAGUCACAAACAGAUGAAGAACUCUGUAGUAAUGACUCCUCCACCCAUUCACAUCAAUGGCCAGGGCAACAGAGGGCUGUUGCCAUCUGUCCUGGAUGACGCUCUGAGAUGCAGCCAUCUCAGUCACAGUAUGAGCAGCCAUCUGGACUCCUCGCCUGAGAGCAGCGAGAACGGCACAGAUGCCCCUCUGACUCCUAAAGAGAGACAGCAGAUUCUAAGAGGUGUGCAGAACAUUGCGGUCAAGGCUGCUCGCCGCCGCUCUAAAGUGCUAGAAAUAGAUGCCCUGCGAUUGCCCCCGCCACCUUCACCCCUAGAUCCCAAGAAGCACAAGAGUAACCUGUCUUUGACCGAGGCGCCCCCUAAAGGCCUGGUGCUACGGCGUGGAAGACAGCCCAGUCCAGAGCUAUGCCACGCCACCUCUGAUGACAACCUGUCCAGCAGCACGGGAGAGGGACCCGCACCCAGCGGCACAUGGACUCGGCCGCGGAACCGGCAAGCUGUUAAGAACCCCGCUCCACGAGAGCAGGACUUUGAGGGUCGCAGACGCAAGAGGAGAUCUCGAUCGUUUGAAGUCACAGGACAAGCAUUGUCUCAGGCUAAGAACACCAGCCAGCGAUUUCGUCCCCUGGACAGCACUUCUGAUCCCCACCUGCACAUUAACGGUCAUCCCCCAGCCCCCCUUCUGCGCCCCCAACACAGAGCCCAGCCUCAGCUUACAAAAAUUCGACCCUCUCACAAUAUCCACCCAACAGGAUCAGCAGCAGAUGUCACUUCCUCCAACCUGCCCUCCCACCUCAUCAAGCGUGGCCCUCAAACCAGGCAACUUCAGCCCCUCCUGUACGUCACAACCACUGGAACAGGGGGCCAGCGCACCCGCAAACACUAAAGAGGCCCAAAAGCCCUGGCCUAAGCAUAGACUGUCUCCUCUCGACCCCAGCAUCAGCACUAUGGAACCAGUAAAACAUGUAGAGACCAAGUAGAAGGUUUCUUCUUAUAUCCAAAUUGAAAAGCUGCACCAUGAAAAAAAAAAACAUUAAUGAAAACUGGGCUACAAAGAAGACCAUGUAACCCUAUUGUGCUGCCUGAGUUUUUACAAAAUUUCUCCGAGCCUUUCUCUGAAGAUGUCAGCUUUUAAUUUUUUGAAUCCAUUGGCUUAUGUAAGUUGCAAAAAAUGAUUGUCAUGAAUUCAAUGGCCUUGACUUGUGUAAAAACUUUAACACAAUGACAUGCAAACAUAGUUUAAAGCCGAGCCAAUGCGACAGUGAAUAAAACCUGCCUCAGAUGCCUUCCGAUUGAAUAUGUAUAUCAGGCCUUAUAGUGACAACUGAAAUUCAUUAAGCAGUUCCCAAAAACAUAUUUAUCUCUGCAGAACUGAAACGGUGUUGCUUGUUUAUGCGACUAAGGAAUCAGAUAUACCCCUCUCAUUCCCCAGGGAGCAAUAUAUAUUUCGCAGCUUCUCUGGCUGUGAAAGUAUUGCUCCCUCAGGCCUUGCACAAAUGAAUGUACUGUCACAUUGCUUAUGAUUCAUAUGUCUGGCUUCUGUGACCGUUCCAUUUACUGAUGUCAUUUUGUGUUUACUGGUAAUAAUCAAUGUAAAUUUGCCUGCACUGUCAUGCAGGUUUCAGCGUAGCUGUUUUCUCUAAAAUCCUUUUGGGUUUGUGUUAGUUCUUAGUACCAGACAAGGUGGUAUACUGUAUUUAACAUAGUUCAUACCCUCAGUGGAAUGUUUUUAAUCAAAAAAGGGAAAAAAAAGAGACCGUAUUGAAAAAGACUGUAAUUGUGUUUUGUUUUUCGGAAUUAUACAUGCAUAGGCAUUUUUUUCUACUCUUAAUUUUAUACCUUUUUUGUAACCAAAUAAAUUUGACUGACAAAG